This is a messenger RNA of Nannizzia gypsea CBS 118893, 1620 nucleotides long. Its product is annotated as choline transporter. NCBI's taxonomy places the organism in Eukaryota, Fungi, Ascomycota, Eurotiomycetes, Onygenales, Arthrodermataceae. Gene Ontology annotation, biological process: transmembrane transport; amino acid transport. Gene Ontology annotation, molecular function: transmembrane transporter activity. The transcript has 5 exons. The record is from RefSeq and is a predicted model, not a curated record. The coding region runs from base 1 to 1620 and encodes 539 amino acids. Gene Ontology annotation, cellular component: membrane.
AUGUCCGAAUCCGAGAAGCAGCUCGAAUCGCCUUUGGCAUCGCCUCUGGCAUCGCCAAAUGAGAAGAUGAAAGAGGUUGGCGCUACGGUUACAGCAACCGAGUCACCAGCUUCACCAGGUAUAGACCCGAUGAUAAACUCGUCGGGCCACAAGCAAGAGCUUGAUCGCAACUUUAGCUUGAUCAGUAUGUGCGCUAUUGGCGUCACAGCUGGAAACACCUGGAUUGCCAUGGGAGGGAGUGUUACAACGGCCAUCUACAACGGCGGCCCUCCUGGAGUUAUCUAUGAAUACAUUGUUGUAUCCUUUUUCUACUGGUUUAUCUCUGCCUCAAUUGCUGAGCUGGCUUCUGCUAUUCCCUCUGCUGCUGGCGUGUACCACUGGGCCUCCGCCACCGCCGGCCGCUAUGGCCGCCCAGUUGGCUGGUUUGCGGGAUACUGGAAUGCUUUGGCCUGGUUGUUUGGUGCAGCCUCGAUAUCAUCUAUUCUUGGAAAUCAGCUCAUUUCCAUGUACUUGAUAUUCCAUCCAGACCAUACACCGCAGGCAUGGCAGGUCUUCAUCUGCUACUUGCUUUGCACCUGGAUGUGCUGCCUCACAGUCCUCUUCGCCAACAGGGCCCUACCAAUCAUCUCUAAUAUUGGCAUGUUCCUUAUCUUAGCUGGCGUAUUCGUUACCAUUGUGGUAUGCGCGGUCUUGCCACGCUACAACGGUAAAGGUUUCGCUACGAGUGACUUUGUCUGGAAGAACUGGUCCAACACCACUGGAUACACCAGUGAUGGUUUAGUGUUUUUGCUUGGAAUGCUCAACGGCGCUUACAGUGUAGGAACCAGUGAUUUAACCUCCCAUAUGGCCGAGGAGAUUCCCAAUCCAAGCAAGAACAUCCCGCGUGCAAUCCUGGCGCAAACUGUCACUGGCUUUAUCACUGCCGUUCCAUACAUGAUUGCUCUUUUCUACUCUAUUAACGAUCUAGAAGCUGUGCUUGGAACUUUCACUACCUUCCCCCUGGCAGCCAUUUACCAUCAAGCCACCGGAACCAAAGCUGGAGCUCUUGGGCUUCUCAUUAUUGCUUUUCUUCCCACCUUUAUCACCUGCAUAGGCUGCUAUAUCACUGCUGGCCGUGUUCUCUGGACUCUGGCCCGUGAUAACGCUACCCCUUUCUCCAACUUCCUUGGGCAGGUACAUCCUACCUAUCACAACCCAUUCAAUGCCACUGCUGUCUGUGUUGCAAUCGUCACUGUACUUGGAUGCAUCUAUGUCGGCUCGACUACAGCCUUCAACGCUUUCGUCGGAUGCUAUGUGCAGCUGUCUACUCUCUCGUACCUCGCAGCCAUCCUGCCUCAUCUUUUGCGAGGCCGUAAGGGAAUCACCCCUGGCCCCUUCUUUAUGAAAGGCUGGGUUGGCUAUGUGGUGAAUCUCAUCAGCUGCCUUUACAUCGUCACUUUCGUUGUUAUCUUCUGCUUCCCGUUCAGCAUGCCCACGACAGCUGCUUCGAUGAACUACGCAUCAUUGAUGACUGGCGGAGUGACCGUUUUCGUCGUCAUUUGGUACCUCAUCCGCCAGAAGAGCUAUGUCGGCCCACACGUUAUAUCGAUCCAUGAUGUCAAGCUCGAUCGAGUGGAGUAA